Messenger RNA from Sclerotinia borealis F-4128, 2058 nucleotides. The record is from the annotation of a GenBank genome assembly. NCBI's taxonomy places the organism in Eukaryota, Fungi, Ascomycota, Leotiomycetes, Helotiales, Sclerotiniaceae.
AUGUCCGUGUCGACAUGUUUGAAUAAUGAUGCGAAUGGAUUAGAGGAAGGGGAAAGGGAAAGGGAAAAAGAAAAGGAAAAGAAAUCGGAUAGGGAUAGGGAUAGGGAUAAGGAUAAGGAUAAGGAUCAAAAGAUUGAAUAUAAAGGAGAUAGUGAGGAGAGUAUUGAGGUGGAAUAUACCGAGGGUUUGGGGAAGGAGUUAGAGAAAGACGGAGCGCUAGUUUCGGAAAAAGAAGAGGAGGGCGCGAGGACGGGAGAUACUGAAAUUGAGAGGGAGGAUAAGGAUAGAAGUACGGAGAAGGAAGCGCAUCAUCACCACGGUUUGCCAAAGGGCUGGACGGCCAUGAAAGAAUUAAAAGGGAAGCAGAAGCGGAAGCAGAAGCGGGAACAGAAACAUAAGGCUGGGGAGAGGGCGAGUGGAAAUACUCAUACACAUACACAUACGCAUACGGAUAAUACGAAUGCCGACAGAUUGAAAGCACAGUCGAGUGGUGGUGAGGGUAUGGUGGAGGAUGAAACCGAGGAUCUAGACGAUUUGGAUCUGACAGAAUUGAAUAGCGGGGAUGAUUUACUACCAGAUGAGGAAGAGGGUGGUGUAAGGAGGUGCGGAGCUGGAGCGCAUAUUACGAAUAGAGCAGCAGAGAGAGGGGGCACGGAUCCCAAUGGCAUUGCGACUUCGAGUGGGGAACACUUUAAGGUUUAUAAACGGAGGUGGUUUGGAUUGGUACAAUUGGUUCUGUUGAACAUUAUUGUUAGUUGGGAUUGGUUAACCUUUUCUGCAAGUUCGACGACUGCCUCCCAGUAUUACAAUGUAUCCGAAUCAGCAAUUAAUUGGCUGAGCACUGGCUUCCUCUUCGCAUUUGUGGUGGCUAGUCCCUUUGUCAUCUACGUCUUACACCACGGGGGACCUAAACCUGCGAUUCUCAUUGCUUCCGUGCUUUUACUACUGGGGAAUUGGAUUCGAUAUGGUGCUACAAGAUCUGGUCCGCAUGGCAACUUUGGAGGAGUCAUGUUUGGACAGAUUUUGACGGGUAUCGCUCAACCGUUUGUACUGGCGGCGCCAACUAGAUACUCGGAUUUGUGGUUCUCAAAUAGGGGCAGAGUGGCUGCGACUGCGGUUAUGAGUUUGGCUAAUCCCUUUGGGGGUGCGCUGGCUCAAUUGAUCGAUCCUUCUUGGGCUGGGAGUCUGGGGAAUAUACCUAAUAUGGUUCUGUACAUUGCAAUUAUUUCCUCCGCAGCUACCAUUCCUUCCUUCUUCAUUCCAAAGGAGCCACCGACCCCCUGCUCCGCAUCUUCAGGAGAACCAAAACAUGCACUAGGUCCCUCGAUUCGCUUCCUCCUCAGAUCACCCGAAUUCUAUAUGAUUAUGCUCCCAUUCUGGUUCUACGUGGCCCUCUUCAACAGUAUCUCCUCCCUCAUCAACCAAAUCCUCUCCCCCUACUCCUUCACCGAGACCAACGCCGGUAUCGCAGGCGCUCUCCUCAUAGUCGUUGGUCUCGUCGCCGCAGCCAUCACCUCCCCCCUCAUCGACAAAACCAAAACCUACCUCCUCGCCAUCAAAAUCCAAAUCCCCAUCCUAGGCAUCUGCUACCUAGCUUUUACCUGGGCCCCCCAAACCAGAAGCCUCGCAGCUAUCUACGCCAUCCUCUCGAUUCUCGGCGCCGCUUCUUUUAGUCUCGUCCCUGUUGCCCUCGAAUACCUGAUUGAGAUUACACAUCCGGUUUCCCCAGAAGUUACAAGCACGAUUUGUUGGUCUGGAGGCCAGUUGCUGGGGGGUAUCUUUAUCAUUGCAAGUGAUGCGUUAAGGGCAAAGGGUGUCUCGGAUGGAUCGCAUGAUGAUGGGAGUACGAGACCGCCGGGGCAUAUGUAUAAUGCGCUGGUCUUUCAAGCGGUCCUGGCGUUAGUGGUGAUUCCGCUGCCGUUGGCAUUGGGGUGUUGUGGAAGGAGAAGUGGGGUCAGAAUGAGGAGGUUGGAGGCGGAUACGGAGGCUAGUGAGAGGCAUAGUAGAGGAUUUACGGAGGGUGGAGACGCGAGUGAAGGAAGAGGAGUACUGGGUUGA